Parnassius apollo (apollo) is the source of this 263-nucleotide messenger RNA. The record is from the annotation of a GenBank genome assembly. Lineage: Eukaryota; Metazoa; Arthropoda; Insecta; Lepidoptera; Papilionidae.
AUUACGAUGACGAUGACAAUUACGAUGACGAUGAUGAUGACGUUGCUGAUGACGUUGACGACGACGAUGACGGUGACGAUGACGAUGAUGGCUUUGAUGUCGAUGAUUAUGAUGAAGACAAUGAAGAUGAUGAUAAUGAUGAUGGCUUUGAUGACGAUGACGAUGAGAAUGAGGAUGACGAUGACGAUGUGAAUGAUGAUGAUGAUGAUGACGUUGACCACGAUGAUGAUGACGUUGACCACGAUCAUGAUGAUGAUGAAUGA